AUGUUGCGAAAUUCCAAUUCCGAUUCUAAUUCCAAAGCAGGAUCAGGAAAGAAUAGGAAGGAGAUGAUAGUGGCAGUGUUAUUUGUUUGUGUUUGCGUAGUGACAAUUGAUUACGGAGUAAGAGUGACUGUGGCCGAAGAGUAUUUCAAACCGUUCAAUGUCACCUACGACCACCGCGCUCUCAUCCUCGACGGCAAACGCCGCUUCCUUAUCUCCGCCGGAAUCCACUAUCCACGAGCCACUCCCGAGAUGUGGCCUGACUUGAUUGCAAAGAGCAAGGAAGGUGGAGCGGAUGUUAUUGAAACUUAUGUCUUCUGGAAUGGGCAUGAGCCAGUGAGAGGACAGUAUAAUUUUGAAGGGAGAUAUGAUCUUGUGAAGUUUGUGAAGUUAGCUGCAUCCCAAGGACUCUAUUUCUUUCUCCGUAUUGGCCCUUAUGCGUGUGCCGAGUGGAACUUUGGCAAUAUGGAAAACCUGGGUUUCCCAGUGUGGUUGCGUGAUAUCCCUGGUAUAGAAUUUCGAACAAACAAUGCACCUUUCAAGGUGGACAGCUUUGUUGGAGGAGAUGAAACGCUUUGUCUCCAAGGUGGUGAAUCUGAUGAGAGAGGAAAUGUUGUUUUCUUGGCAAGGUGGUCCAAUAAUUUUGUUGCAGGUGGGAAGAGUAUUGAGAAUGAAUACGGGAACAUUGAGAGUUCCUAUGGCAAAGGAGGUAAAGAUUAUGUUAAAUGGGCGGCUAAGAUGGCUCUAAGUCUUGGUGCUGGGGUCCCAUGGGUCAUGUGUAGACAACAGGAUGCUCCAUAUGAAAUACAUAGCAAGGCACAAUUGAGGCCACCAGUAGCUGCCAUAGAAGCUACUAUUCUAUCCUUGUAUACCCAAUGGGGUGAAAACUUGCCUCAUAGACCUGUUGAAGAUAUUGCUUUUGCAGUUGCACGAUUUUUCCAACGUGGCGGAAGCUUUCAAAAUUAUUACAUGUAUUUUGGCGGAACAAACUUUGGUCGCACUGCUGGGGGACCUUUGCAAAUUACAAGUUAUGAUUAUGAUGCUCCAAUUGAUGAGUAUGGUCUGUUGCGUGAGCCAAAAUGGGGUCACUUAAAAGAUUUACAUGCUGCUUUGAAGCUUUGUGAGCCUGCCUUGGCUGCCGCUGAUUCACCAACAUAUAUAAAAUUGGGUCCAAAACAGGAGGUCUCUGAUGCAAGUCCCUUUGGGCUUGAAGUGUACAUUGUUUCCUGUUUUUUGGACUUACCAAUAUGGCCAUGGCUUGGGAUGCAACCCUUAGAAGGGUCAUUGGACGUGUCCUCCAAACCUGGAAUAACUAUUCAAGCAUCUGCACAUGUGUAUCAAGCAAAUGUUCAAUUAGAAGGAUCAAACUUGUCUCUGUUUAAAUCUCAAGGCAUAUGCUCAGCAUUUCUUGCCAAUAUUGAUGAACGCAAAGAGGCAACUGUGACAUUUCGUGGUCAAAGAUACACUAUACCACCAUGGUCUGUGAGUGUAUUGCCAGAUUGCAGAAAUACAGUUUUCAAUACAGCCAAGGUUAGAGCACAAACUUCUGUCACACUAGCAGAGUUUGAUUUGCCAACUAGCCACUCAAUAUAUGGAGUAAAAGAAGUUUCACCGUUGAAGGCAUAUGGGGAGCACUUAAAUGUAACAAAGGAUCAAUCUGACUAUCUUUGGUAUUCAACCAGAAUAUAUGUUUCAGACAGUGACAUUUUGUUUUGGGAGGAAAAUGAUGUCCGUCCAAAACUUACAAUAGAUGGUGUCCGAGACAUACUGCGGGUAUUUGUCAAUGGCCAGCUUAUAGUGGCAGCGGACGGCGGUGACGGUGGUGAUGACGGCGAAUGGUGGUGGCCAAUAGCAACUGGCAGUGAUCGCCGGUGGGCCGAACAGAACUAG
Molecule: messenger RNA, 1887 nt
Organism: Sphenostylis stenocarpa
Lineage: Eukaryota; Viridiplantae; Streptophyta; Magnoliopsida; Fabales; Fabaceae
Source: the annotation of a GenBank genome assembly